AUGUGCUUUCACCACUGCAACACAGCCGGCGGAUUCGGUAGCAGAGGUCGCGGAGGCGGCAGGGACGGCGGAGGCCGUGGCGGACGCGGCGGAGGUGGCCGCUUCGGCGGCGACCGGUUCAAUGAAGGUCCACCGGAGCAAGUCGUAGAGGUUUCAUCUUUUGUUCAUGCGUGUGAGGGAGAUGCGGUUACGAAGCUCACUGAUGAGAAGAUACCGUACUUUAAUGCACCGAUUUAUCUUCAGAAUAAGACUCAGAUUGGUAAAGUUGAUGAGAUAUUUGGUCCAAUUAAUGAAUCUUUCUUUUCUGUUAAAAUGUUGGAAGGGAUUAUAGCGACUUCGUAUGCGGCUGGUGAUAAGUUUUAUAUUGAUCCGGCGAAGCUUUUGCCUCUGGCGGGCUUUCUUCCGCAGCCCAAGUAUCAAUCAGCAGGUGGAAGAGGUGGCGGACGUGGGGGUGGAAGAGGAGGUGGUAGAGGUGGUGGGCGUGGUGGAGGUUCUUUACUUGGUAGAGGUGCUCCAAGAGGUGGCAGAGGUGGUGAUUUUCAUGGUGGUGGUGGGCGUGGCGGUGGUUUUGGUAGGGGCCGAGGGAGAUCAUAGGACAAGGUGUUAACCAUUGGCCCAUUGCUCACACGGCGGUGCUCCUUAAAGAACAUAAAUAAGGGUGUUUUGGCGCCUUCGAUUCCGACGAAGAUGAAGCAAGCGACUGCAAUGGUGGUGGGAAGGGAGAGAGAAACUCGGUCUCAAAGCUCAAACGGAAUCAUUGUCGCUGUCAAAGUGGUUGAUUGUAAUGUUUUCGUAUAUUUUUAGGCUGAUCACAAUAGCAGACGAGGUAGAGGGCGGCGGAUUGCGGCGGCAGGAGGUUGUCUAUGGCAUGAGUAGCUGUUGUUAUUUAACGGCAUAGGCACCAUAGUUGACAGCUACCAAGGAGUGGGUGAAGCCGGCGGUGGCAAUGGGUGAAAGGGUGUGCUUCGUUCGUUUGGUAUUUGAAAUUGACGCUACACACAUCAAAUGAGAAUCAUAAUAGCAGGGGGAACAUUUGUAAGCUUCAAAUUGUUGCAGAGUUCAGGUAUUUUAUUCAGAAACCCUAGAAUUGGAUGAACUGUUGUGUGCAGUUAAA
Molecule: messenger RNA, 1114 nt
Organism: Helianthus annuus (common sunflower)
Lineage: Eukaryota; Viridiplantae; Streptophyta; Magnoliopsida; Asterales; Asteraceae
Product: putative H/ACA ribonucleoprotein complex subunit 1-like protein 1
Exons: 5
Coding region: 1-594 (197 amino acids)
Biological process (GO): snoRNA guided rRNA pseudouridine synthesis; ribosome biogenesis
Cellular component (GO): box H/ACA snoRNP complex
Molecular function (GO): box H/ACA snoRNA binding
Source: RefSeq, a predicted model, not a curated record